Messenger RNA from Pezoporus occidentalis (night parrot), 1495 nucleotides. It is a transcript of the gene SYTL1, whose product is annotated as synaptotagmin like 1. Gene Ontology annotation, molecular function: neurexin family protein binding. Lineage: Eukaryota; Metazoa; Chordata; Aves; Psittaciformes; Psittacidae. Gene Ontology annotation, biological process: exocytosis. The transcript is spliced from 12 exons. Bases 1 to 1395 code for a protein of 464 amino acids. Gene Ontology annotation, cellular component: exocytic vesicle; plasma membrane. The record is from RefSeq and is a predicted model, not a curated record.
AUGUCACCUGGAGCAGGGGAACCGGAGCACGGCCCCAGCCUGGAGGCCAUUGUUGAGCCGCUGGGGGAGGAGAAGGAGGAUGAUGAUAGCAGGAGGGAGCCGGAGGAGAGGCCCCUUACAGAGGUGCAGGCAGCAGCAGCGCCCCAGCCCAGCCCCACAGCCCCAGCUCUGGAGGGGACCCCAGGGUUGCUGCAGCAGGGAGACAGCCCCCUGCGGGAGCAGCACAUCCCAGCCCAGCCAGGUGACACAGUCAAUGGGAGACCCUUGGGCACAUCCAGCACAGAGGAAGACGAGGAGGAGCCCCACUCUGCACGCUGUGGCCUUGAUGCUGGGGAGGGGCUGGGGACCCCCCUGGCGGUGUCCCCACAGAACGGCCACGCACCCCGAAGCAGCCUCCUGAGCACCAGCUCUUCCGUGUCCAGCCUCAGCUCCUCGACGCUCAGCAGCAGCCUGAUGAGCCUGUACAGCGAGGGUGAGCUGGGCAGGGUGCCCGUGAGGGGCUGUGUCCAGUUCUCCCUGCGCUACGACCCGGCCAGGACGGAGCUGCAGGUCCAUGUGCUGCGGUGCCGGGAGCUGGCCGAGGCCAAGAAGCAGCGGUCGGACCCGUACAUCAAGACGUACCUGCUGCCGGACAAGUCCAACCGCAGCAAGCGCAAGACCACGGUGCGCAAGAGGAGCUUGGACCCCAUCUUCAAUGAGACCCUCAAGUACAAGCUGGAGAAGAGGGACCUGCAGGGCCGGACCCUGAACCUCUCGGUGUGGCACCACGACAGCCUGGGCAGGAACCUCUUCCUGGGAGAGGUGGAAAUCGCUUUGGGCACCUGGGACUGGGACAACACCGGCCCUGAGUGGUUCAGUCUCCAGCCACGGACGCCCGUCUCCUCGGAUGGCCUCGCCAGCCGGGGCAGCCUCAACUUGGCACUGAAGUUCAUCCCUGCCGGCUUGGAAGGCAGGGGGCUGCCACCCACAGGUGAGCUGCACAUCUGGGUGAAGGAUGCUCAGAGCCUCGUCCCCCUGCAGGGCGGCACCGUGGAUGCCUUUGUGCAGUGCUAUGUGCUGCCAGAUGACUCCAAGGCGAGCCGGCAGAAGACGCGGGUGGUGAAGCGGAGCCUCAACCCGCUCUUUAACCACACCAUGGUGUACGAUGGCUUCCAAGCCAAGGACCUGGCCGAGGCGUGCGCCGAGUUCACCCUUUGGCACCAUGAAGCCUUUGCCAAGCGCCAGCUUGGUGGCAUCCGGCUCAGCCUGGGCACCGGGAGCAGCUAUGGGCUACCCGUGGGCUGGAUGGACUCCACAGCGGAGGAGCGGGGGGUGUGGGGCCGUCUGCUGCAGCAGCCCGGGCAAUGGGUCGAAGCUCUCCUACCCCUCCGGACCAACCUUGUCCCGAGGGCAUAGCCUCCGGCCCCACGGUGGGGGGCAGAGCUGAGCCCAGAGCAUCACUGCGGGGCUGGGCUCUGUGCCCCAUAGCAGCAAUGAAGUGGCACCGGAGGGCUCA